This is a messenger RNA of Anopheles darlingi, 2147 nucleotides long. RefSeq names its product transcription initiation factor IIB (gene TfIIB). Gene Ontology annotation, biological process: transcription initiation at RNA polymerase II promoter; transcription preinitiation complex assembly. Lineage: Eukaryota; Metazoa; Arthropoda; Insecta; Diptera; Culicidae. The coding region runs from base 286 to 1236 and encodes 316 amino acids. Gene Ontology annotation, cellular component: nucleus; transcription preinitiation complex. The transcript is spliced from 4 exons. The record is from RefSeq and is a predicted model, not a curated record. Gene Ontology annotation, molecular function: RNA polymerase II general transcription initiation factor activity; TBP-class protein binding.
CUCCCGCGUAGACGCACGACUCUGCAAAACACUCCAGAACCAGUAAAACCUUGAGUUAAAUCGUGAUUUUCCUGGUGCCUGUUCCUCGGGAAAGUCCUUGUGUCGAAGGGGAAGAGAAAUUUUCCGGAAAGAAGCUGUUUCGUACCGAGUGCUACGCCCUUGGAAGUGCGCGUACUUUCCGUUUUGGGUUAUUCCUGCCACCGUGAGCAUCCCCAGAGGCUUCCUCGUAAUUGACUAUCGGGCAGCUCGAUUAGCAACCAGCGGCCAGCAGGAGCAUUCAGCACGAUGGCUGGCUCGUCAAGAGACAUACAGCUGCACAAGGUCUGCUGCAACUCACAUCCGGAUGCACCGCUGAUAGAGGAUUACCGAGCGGGUGACAUGAUCUGCUCCGAGUGUGGCCUGGUGGUAGGCGACCGAGUGAUUGAUGUGGGCUCCGAGUGGCGUACAUUCAGCAACGAGAAGGCCGGCGUCGAUCCGUCUCGUGUCGGUGGUCCGGAAAAUCCGCUGCUCAGUGGUGGCGAUCUGUCCACUAUGAUCGGCCCCGGAACCGGUCCUGCAUCGUUCGAUGCGUUUGGAACGGCCAAAUAUCAAAACCGACGCACGAUGAGUAGCUCGGAUCGAGCGCUGAUUGCAGCUUUUAAGGAGAUCAGCACAAUGGCUGAUCGAAUCAAUCUGCCAAAAACUAUCACCGAUCGGGCAAACAAUCUCUUCAAACAGGUGCACGAUGGCAAGAAUCUGAAAGGCCGAUCGAACGAUGCCAAAGCGUCCGCCUGUCUGUACAUUGCCUGCCGUCAAGAGGGCGUACCGCGAACGUUCAAGGAGAUUUGUGCGGUCAGCAAAAUCAGCAAAAAGGAAAUUGGGCGCUGCUUCAAGCUCACCCUUAAGGCACUCGCUACCUCGGUGGAUCUCAUCACAACCGCUGACUUUAUGUCUCGUUUCUGCGCCAAUCUCGACCUCCCCAAUGUGGUGCAACGUGCGGCAACGCAUAUCGCGCGCAAAGCCGUCGAAAUGGACAUCGUACCUGGGCGGUCACCGAUCUCGGUGGCGGCUGCUGCCAUCUAUAUGGCCUCGCAAGCAUCGAACAAUAAGAAAACACACAAGGAAAUCGGCGACAUUGCCGGUGUGGCCGACGUUACAAUUCGCCAAUCGUAUCGCCUGAUGUACCCACAUGCCUCCGAGCUGUUCCCCGAGGAUUUCAACUUCUUCACCCCGAUCGAUCAGCUACCACCGGUGUAAGCGGUACGGAAAUGCAUCGUGGGGAAGAACGCGGUACCUACUGCCGGAUGCUGCUGUACAGCUCACGGUCGAAGAAUAAGAACGGAGUUCCUUCCGCUCGAAAGGCGUUGUGAUACGGCGUACAUUACUAGUAGGUACUAUGCAUCACUGAUCAUCAUGAUUAUCAUAUUUUCACCCUUUUGAUACCCAAGCCGUACGGGACAUCGUUUUUGUUUUUUGUUUUGUUGCUGUAUCCGAUGUGUCCUCGCAAGUACAGAGUAACAACCACAAAACAAAUGUCGCAAACGGGAGUACAAACUUUUCCACAGAGCGCAAGAGAGUUGAUGUAAUUAAUGAAUGAAAUAAUGUAAGGCACACGGGGAACAGAACUUGAUAGAAUGGUUAGGAUAAAGUGACGCUAACUUCAUCUGCAAGGAGCUGUAUACGCGGUACGCACCGCGUAUAGUAACAAAGGUAGAAGCAGGAGAAGUACGCAGAAGUUGAGGAACAUCGGAGAAGCAACACCAUUCGCAUUCACCACAAGUUGUUGUGUGGGUGCGGUGGUUGCUAGGGUCUUAAUAUUAAAGGGUAUCUGUCUUACCCUCGCGCCAAGUCAUGUUGGUACAGGGUCACAGCUGCAACACAAAUCUGCAAUUUUGCCACACCAUGCGAUAUGAAGGAUUGUAUUAUUUUUCACGGUUCAUUUACAUUUCUGAAUAAGCAUUAUUUACUAAGCGUUGGGAAGUUAUUAACGUGAUUAUGUUCCAUACGGUAGCGUGGUAACUGUGGCUGGGAGUCUAUUACCAGCUACAACUGAGCUGCACAUCGAACAACAUGAUACGGGGAUGAAUAGGAUAGAGCUGGAAUACAAUGAACUGAUCUAUAAGUCACACACAAAAAAAACAGAAAAUAAAAACAUUAAUUGAAUAGAA